GCGGGGUGCCCGGGAUGCCGCCGCGGCCACCUCUCGGCUUCGGGUCCGGCUCGGGCUCAGCGGGCGCAGGGAGUGGGGCGGCCCGCGGCACGACAGGCGCAAAACGAACGCACUAAGCACCUGUCUGCCAUGUCCAGAAAGAAGACCUCCAAGAGCAAGGCGGGCAGUGUGCCCGCUGCCUCCGCGCUGCCUUCUGCCAACGGGGCCCGGCCUGCGCGCCCCGGGACUGCGCGCCCUGGCCCCGAGGCGCCGCCCAACGGGCCCCAGCAGCCCGGCCGGCUGUCACUUGGCGGGGGUGGUGACUUCUACGACAUCGCUUUCAAGGUCAUGUUGGUGGGAGACUCAGGCGUGGGGAAAACCUGUUUGCUUGUGCGCUUCAAGGAUGGUGCUUUCCUGGCAGGCACCUUCAUCUCCACUGUGGGCAUCGACUUCCGGAAUAAAGUUCUGGAUGUGGACGGGAUGAAGGUGAAGCUGCAGAUCUGGGACACAGCUGGCCAAGAGCGGUUCCGCAGUGUCACCCAUGCCUACUACCGGGAUGCACAUGCACUGCUGCUCCUCUUCGAUGUCACCAACAAGGCCUCCUUUGACAACAUCCAGGCCUGGCUGACUGAGAUCCAGGAAUAUGCCCAGAACGACGUGGUACUCAUGCUGCUGGGGAACAAGGUGGAUUCUGCCCAGGAACGUGUGGUGAAGAGGGAGGAUGGAGAGAAGCUGGCCAAGGAGUAUGGACUGCCCUACAUGGAGACCAGUGCCAAGACAGGUGUCAACGUAGACUUGGCCUUCACUGCCAUAGCAAAGGAGUUGAAACAGCGCAUCAUGAAGGUACCCAGUGAACCCCACUUCCGGCUGCAUGACUAUGUGAAACGGCAAGGCCGAGGGCCCUUCUGCUGUCAAUCCUGAACGAGGGUGAAUUUAGUUCUAUUCUGAAGGGACCCAGCCCCAGAAGAUGGACAGAAGCUCUACAGCCAGCAGCUCCCAGGGACUCCUGAGUCAAGUCUCACCCCAUCUCUGUCCCAGCAGCAAUCUCAAACCUCCAUUUCCAAAAAUCAAAGGUCCUUAGCCCCAGAGAGGACUCCUUGCAAGUAUAGACCAUGCCGUGGCACUCUGCUGCCCCCUCUUGGGCAUUCCUAAAGGACCAGGCCACAGGCCAACACAUGUAUAUGCUUCUGUGUGCCCCAAAGACCAGCCAAAACUGGUUAGGGUACCCACAUGACAAGCCUUGUAAGGCCCGGCCACAGCUGAGACCUGAUGUUGCCAACUCUUCAUCUUGUACUAGUAGAGUGAUUAAACCAGUCUUUUGAUUGCAAA
Messenger RNA from Chinchilla lanigera (long-tailed chinchilla), 1308 nucleotides. RefSeq names its product RAB26, member RAS oncogene family (gene Rab26). Lineage: Eukaryota; Metazoa; Chordata; Mammalia; Rodentia; Chinchillidae. Gene Ontology annotation, molecular function: GTPase activity; GTP binding. The transcript has 9 exons. The record is from RefSeq and is a predicted model, not a curated record. The coding region runs from base 130 to 900 and encodes 256 amino acids. Gene Ontology annotation, cellular component: Golgi apparatus; endosome. Gene Ontology annotation, biological process: protein secretion; regulation of exocytosis.